Molecule: messenger RNA, 868 nt
Organism: Selaginella moellendorffii
Lineage: Eukaryota; Viridiplantae; Streptophyta; Lycopodiopsida; Selaginellales; Selaginellaceae
Exons: 3
Coding region: 25-786 (253 amino acids)
Cellular component (GO): plasma membrane
Source: RefSeq, a predicted model, not a curated record
CAGUGCUCAGAGUAAGCGAUAGCGAUGGCGAGUAAGGAUGCAAUUCAUCCAGCAGCAGCAACAUCACCAAGACCAGGUGAUCCUUACGUUCCAGGGGACUCCACCGCUGCUUUGCCAGGCACCGGGAGCUACUUCAGGCGUUUCCAGAUGAGAACGAUCACUGGAAACAUCUCCGAGGAUCACCUGGACAAAGUUACGAUCAACUUGGCUGUGUAUGGAGCUGGCUUGGUACUCGUUGGCCUGGUGGCUAUCGUCUUCCCCCUGAGCUUCACGCUGGCUAUCGGCAAGUUGAUCUCUUGGCUGCUCGUGUUUGGCGGUGCUAUGGCUCUCAUCCAGUUCUUCUUCAUGUGUGGAGCACCUGGGACUAGCUCUUUCUUGUUGCUGGGAGCUCUCUAUAUGAUCGUCGGGCUACUGAUGGUCAUCCAUCCUCUACGCAGCGGCACCUUGCUCAUCGUCGUCAUGGCUAUGUGGUUUCUUCUUCAUGGGGUGUUCAAGGCUGUGAUGGCCUCCCAGGUCCGGAACUUCGCGACUUGGCCGACUUUGAUGGGAAGUGGUGUUAUAUCCGUGGUACUAGCAUUUUUAGUGCUACUCCUGGCACCGCGCUUGGGCCUGGUAACGCUUGCUGUCGUAUUUGGUAUGGAUUUGCUUCUAUCAGGUGUUUCAAUGCUGCUCCUCUCGUGCGUAGCUUUCUUCGGCAAGAGGUCCAUUAGUGUUCCUCCGGCCUCUGCCGUGGGUGCCAGGGAGCCAUUAAUGUCCGGCAUGAGCCAUGCAGCGGCGUCGGCUUAAAAAGAUAUAAGGUUCUUCCAGUCCAGUCUGUGAAAUCGAGUCGUUUUCUUGAAUGUAAUUGUUUGGAAAUAUUUGUUGUACU